UACAUAUUAGAAACGUUGAAAUAGUUAAUUUUCGAUAAAACAUUUCGAACAUUUCACUUCACAAUAAAAACUGACAGUGCAACAGAAAGGAGAAAAUAAGAAAUGGCAACAAAACCUCAGCCUGUGGCAGGAGCUGGAGCUGCAAAACCUGGCGCAGCAUCUGCAAGCAGUCAGUCCACAACUCAGGAAUAUGUUGUGAGAGUUUCAAACAACACUUCCAAGAAGCACAGUAUGAUCAAGUUCUCCACUGGAACUGAAGUUGACUUCCUCAAACUCACAAAUACUACUGUGAGAAUGGAAAGGGAAAACAAUUUGAGAGAAUAUAAAACUGCCCAUAAUUUAGACAUGAUGCCGAAAUUUGGUGCUGGAAGUGAGUAUGGCCGUGAACAGAAGGAGGAGGCUAGAAGAAAAAAGUUUGGAAUAAAUAUCAAGAAAUAUAAUCCUGAUGCACAGCCAUGGCUAAUGAAAGUUGGAAAAGGCAAAGAUGCUAAAAGAUUUAAAGGUGUGAGGGAAGGAACGAUCACACAGAAUACAUCAUAUUAUAUAUUCACACAAAGUCCAGAUGGAGCAUUCGAUGCCUUCCCUAUAGAAGAAUGGUACAACUUCCAACCUGUAGUUCAGUAUAAAUAUCUCAACUCGGAGGAGGCAGAGGAGGAAUUUCUAAAGCGGGACAAGAGGAUGAACAUGUUUUCCAUUAUGAAGAGGAUAAAGAAAGACGAUGAUACCGCAGAUCCUGAUGCUGAUGAGAAGAAAGUCAAGAAAAAGAAAGAUAGGAGUUUGAUAUUGACUGACAUGGAGGAAUGGGGUUUCGAUGAAGAUGAUGAUGACGAUGAUGAUGAUGAUGACGACGAAGAGGGAGAGAAAAAGCCAAAGAAGAAAGAAAAGAAAGAUACAAAGAAGAAAGGAAGGAAGGUUGCAAAACUAAAUGACAAUGACGAGGCUGUAGAAGAUAGUGACGAGGGAGAUUUUGAUGACAGAGAACUAGAUUAUAUUUCAGAUUCUGGAAGUGAAUCAGAACUAGAUGAGAAAGAGAAAGAUGCCAAGUACGAUACACAGGGUGUAGAUCAGGAACGUGGACUGAAGAAACUGAUCGACUCGGAGGAAGAGAGCAGUGAGGAGGAGGGAGAAAAUAAAGAAGAAGAGGAGAACGAGGAGGGAGAGGCUGACGAGGGAGGGGGAGAGGGAGGUGGUGGCGGCAAAGAGAAAAAAGUGAAGAAAGAAAAGAAGGAGAAAAGUAAAGAUGGUGGAGAUGAAAGUGACAGUAGCAGUUCCUCCUCAGACAGCGAGGACUCGGAUAUAGACAAGAAUGAGGAUAAGUUCUCAUCUGUUCUCUUUAUGCAAAAAAGGAAAGGUGGAUCAAGAUCUAACACUCCAACAUUUGACAAAUCAGCUGAUAGUAAGGUAGAUGUCAAGACAGAGGUCAAAUCAGAUGGUGUAAAGAGGAAGAUGGAGGGUGAAGAUACGACAGACUCACAGAAGAAACCUAGAACUGAAUCUCCCGUUGUGCCGUCUGCUUCCAGCGCAUCAUUGUCUAGUGGUGAGAUAACGGAGGAAGCUAUCAGACGGUAUCUGUCUCGUAAACCCAUGACAGCUAAAGAACUUGUACAGAAAUUCAAAUCAAAGAAACCGCAGAUGUCAAAAGAUCAGAUGACUCAACGUAUCGGACAGUUAUUGAAGAAAAUCAAUCCGGAGAGAAAAUAUGUGAACAAUGUGUUGUAUUUAUCUUUAAAGAAAUCAGAUUGAUGAUGUCUUCAUUUCAUAAUGCCUACUGUUUAGUACUGGUUGUAUAAAAAGGUGAAUUUGAUUGAAAGAUAUCUCAGGGAUAUCUAUAAAUGACUGGUUGCUGUAUCUAGUUUGAGUUGUGUUGUAGGCUAUUUCCAAUUAACUAAAUGAGGCACUGUACUUUUUUUUACAGUAAUAUUAACUUGUGGCAUAUAUUGGUUGAUUGGAACAGCUUGUUAUUGAGAUAUUGAGAAGUAUCAUGUUUGAUGGAGGUUUAUUUUCAACAUUUAGCCUGCUAAAUUCCGAAAAUGGACUGGUCUAUCAUUCAAUUUGGGCAAUACCAUUUAUUAUUGGAAGGGAUUUUCACAGAAAAUUUACUGACUGAAUAGUGAACAGUGCAGAAGAUGAUCCAUGCUAGUAGGUUAAAGGUUAAAAUGGUUAAUAUUGGGAAUUUAUAAUUUGAGCGUGACAUAAUUGCUCGGCAUUGCUCAGGGAGGCAAACACAUAUACGUGUAUAUUGAGUACAGAAUGUGGAUUUUGAAUCCUGAUUUUUGUUUCUGAUCUCGCGAUAUUACUGAUUAUUGGAAUACUAAAUGUCUACUUGAACAUGUUUAUAAACAUUUAAGUAUGUACGACCCACCACAUAGAGUCAGUGGAUCUGAUGGAAUGAGAAUUGGUCAAACAGUUGAUUAUUUCUUGCCUAGCUAUUUAACAUUUUAAUAUAUCACCUACAUGUAGUUUUAAAAAGUCUGUAAGUGUACUGAAUGUGUGAAAGAUAUUCAUUUAAUCAUUUUGUAGGCCUUAAAGGCCUUCAUCAUUACAUGUGUUUACUCUAGGUCAUUUUUGUACCCCCAGACAACAAAGUUGUAAGGGUGGGUAUACUGGUUUCAGGUUGUCUGUCCCUCUGUCUGUUCAUAGACACAAUUUUGUGCACACCAUAUCUCCUCAUCUCCUUGACAGAAUUUAAUGAAACUUCAUACAAGUGAUCAGUAACAACAGUAGUUGUGCAUAGUGCAUGUUAGUUUCUUUAGGAGAAAAAAAUUCACAGAGUAACAAGACUUUGUUUUUUGUUACUAUACUAUAUAUUUUGAGUCUGCAUAUGCAAUCUUGUGUGCACCAACUCUCCUCAUCCCCUUGACACAAUUUAAUGAAACCUCACACAAGUGAUCAGUAACAACAGUAGUUGUGCAUGGUGCAUGUUAGUUUCUUUCGGAAAUUUUUUUUUGCAGAGUUAAGGGACUUUGUUUUUUGUUACUAAACUAUAUGCAUAGUUUGUGCAUAUGCAAUCUUUUCAUGCCUAAUCUCCUGAACCCAUGACACAAUUGAAUGAAACUUAACAAAAAUGAUCAGUAGUAACCCUAGUUGUGCAUGGUGCAUGUUAGGUUCUUUCAGAAAAAAAUUCUGCAAAGUAAUGGGACUUUGUUUUUUGUUAAUAAACUAUAUACAUACAGUCUGCAUGUGCAAUCUUGUGCAUGCCUAAUCUCCCGAACCCUUGCACACAAUUUAAUGAAACUUCACACAAGUAACAACCUUAGUUGUGGAUGGUGCAUGUUAUGUUCUUUUAGAUAAAUAUUCCGCAGAGUUAUGGGUCUUUGUUUUUUGUUACUAUACUAUAUACAUAAAAUUAUGGUCUAUGUACAUAUAAUCCACAUAAUAAAGCAAACUUAUGUGUGUCAAAUUGCAAUGUACUGUGUCAAUGCAUGCGGGGGGUACAUUCAUCACCUUCAGUGAUAGCUUUAGUUAAAUUUUGUUAUGUUGUAAACUAAAGCAGAACAUGCUGCUAGAAAUCAGUUAGUGCUGCAGAUAAUGUGAAUUUAUGGUUUGAUUUAAUUUAGUGGAAUAAAAAGUGUUUUAAAUCUACAGAAGAACUUGUCAAACUACUGCAUUAUAUUGUUGUCAUUGUUUUUAAAUAGUUCUGUGCUAUUGAAAAGUAAAAUAGAUUAUUUUCUGUAAAGUUACAAGUUAUGCAGUCAAAACAUCAAAAGAUCUUAAACUUUGAUGAAUGCUUUUUUUCUGUUCCUGUACAGUCAAAGUUGCUUUACAAGUAAGAGGGCAACUUUUGCCUCCGUCUGGUUCUUUCAAAAUGAUGGGUACUGAUGUAACAUGCAUUAUUGUUGAAAUAUGAGAAGUGCAAGUUUUGUGCAAUAAAUCACAAAAGUAAAUAUUAAAAACAGCAAGAGUU
This is a messenger RNA of Mercenaria mercenaria, 3904 nucleotides long. Its product is annotated as general transcription factor IIF subunit 1-like. Gene Ontology annotation, molecular function: TFIIF-class transcription factor complex binding; RNA polymerase II general transcription initiation factor activity; DNA binding. Gene Ontology annotation, biological process: positive regulation of transcription elongation by RNA polymerase II; transcription initiation at RNA polymerase II promoter. Lineage: Eukaryota; Metazoa; Mollusca; Bivalvia; Venerida; Veneridae. The transcript has 12 exons. The record is from RefSeq and is a predicted model, not a curated record. Gene Ontology annotation, cellular component: nucleus; transcription factor TFIIF complex. The coding region runs from base 103 to 1743 and encodes 546 amino acids.